Molecule: messenger RNA, 2252 nt
Organism: Drosophila navojoa
Lineage: Eukaryota; Metazoa; Arthropoda; Insecta; Diptera; Drosophilidae
Gene: Cwc25
Product: CWC25 spliceosome associated protein homolog
Biological process (GO): mRNA splicing, via spliceosome
Cellular component (GO): U2-type spliceosomal complex
Source: RefSeq, a predicted model, not a curated record
AUAUGGUUUGGCAAAAAGAUAAGAAGGAAGGACGCUUGAUUUUAUACGUAUAUUUUGCUUAGAUAAAGAUAAAGAUAAACAUAAGCCAAACUCAACAUGGGUGGCGGAGAUUUGAACUUGAAAAAAUCAUGGCAUCCGCACACGAUGAAAAAUCAGGAGCGAGUUUGGAAAGCGGAACAGGCAAAGCAAGAGGAGCAACGCAAGCUGGAUGAUCUGCGCAAGGAGAUCAAUGAGGAACGGGAUCGUGAAGAGCUGCGACGCAUAGGAGAGAAUUCAGGCGUAUUACACAGUAGCAAUGGAGGCGAAGCUAAGCUCGAAUGGAUGUAUAAAAAUAGCGCAGAGUUAAUCAAUCGAGAGGAAUAUCUGCUGGGUCGCAAAAUAGACAAAUCAUUUGAUCAGCUGCAGGCGGAGGAGAAGCGACAAGAGCAAAGCACGCUGGGCGUUAAGCAGUCCAUUAACCAUGUGGAGCACGAAUGUGUGCCUUUCUCCAUACGUGAAUAUCGUAAUAUGCAAUCCACCGAGCAAGUGGAUAUGCAGCGCAAAGCAAUGGAGGAUCCGCUGAUGCUAAUUAAACAGAGAGAAAUGGAAUCGCGGCGCAAGCUGCUGGAAAAUCCAGUGAAAUUAAAGGAAAUCCAUCGCUUACUCAAAACGGAGCAGGAACUGGCUACAAAGCGCAACAAAAAGUCCAAAAAGAGCAAAAAGUCAAAGAAAAAGAAGAACAAAAAGGACGACAGCGAUGAUAGCGAGGAUAGCAACGAGGAUCUGGACAGAAAGCUGGCCAAACAAAUGAAAAAGCUGAAAGGUGAGAGCACAAGUGAGGACUUUAAACUGGACAAACUGCUGGAUGCCAAGUACCGCACGUUGACCAAACAGCUGGAUAUGGCCACAAAGCAGAAGAAGAGCAAGAAAAAAUCGAAGCGUCGCAGCAGGAGUAGCAGCAGCAGCAGCGAUGAUAGUGAUAGCAGCGAGGAGGAGGAGGAGGAGUCAAAGGCAGGCAGAGGAAGACGCGGUAGAAGUCGCAGCAGAAAUUCUGAGGUGCACACAAGACGAGCAAAAGAGAAUCGAGGCAGACGUAAUAGCAGCGACGAUGAGACGCCAUCGAAGAAGAUCAAGGAAAGCAAAGACAGACGUGAGAGGAGCGCUGAUGAGCGAAAUAAAAAGGCAAGAAGAAGAGACGACAGUCGCUCAAAUAAUCGAACAAAGUCAAGUAAGGAGAGCAGAGGACGACGUGAUCGAAGCGACAGCAGCACAGAUGAACGAUCGAAAAAGAAUAAGAAGAGUAGAGAGAGAAGGAAUAGAAGUAAUAGUCGAAAUGAUGAGCGAACUAAGAAGAAUAAGGAUGGCAGGGGAGCUGAGAGAUCUAAAAAGACCAAGGAGAGCAGCACAAGACGUAGCCGAAGCGAUAGCAGCGCAGAUGAAGAAUCAGAAAAGUCCAAGGAGAGUAGAGGAAGAGGUGCAAGAAGCGACAGCCGCGAAGAUGACAGAAUAAAGUCAAAAGAAAAGAAGCGAAGAGCCGAGAGAAGCAGCAGCAGAACAGACGAGCGAAUGAAACGGAUGAAGGAGAGCAGAACAAAACGUAGCCGAAGCAAUGAGAGAUCGGAAAAGGCCAAAGAGAGUAAAUCAAGAGGCGGAAGAAGCAGCAGUCGGGAGGCGGACAAGAGAAAAGACAAACAGGCCAGAGAAAAGAAAAGAUCAGAGAGAAGCAGAAGCCGAACAAAGCGAGAGAACGGAAGACCGGAAGAUCGACACAGGCGCAGCCGAAGUCGCAGUCCACGUCGAGACCAACGUCAGAGGAGUCACAGCAAUGAGCGACGUCGACCUAGUCCCAAGCCAGCUAUGGCUCCGCCUCCUCCUGCUCCCCGUCAGCCAGAGAAAGCGAAACCGAAGCUCACCGAAAGUGAGCGCGAGGCGCGUCUGCGCGAGAUGAUGGACAAUGCUGUGUGGCGCGAGGCCGAUCGCACCAAGGUCGUGCACAAGCAUCGUGAGGAAUAUGCGCGCGAGGAGGCACUAAAUCAGGCCCGCGACUUUGACCAACAGUUCAUCAACAAGGAGGUCAAGAAGGCCAUCGAUAAUCAGACAUCCAUAGGCAACCGCAUCCGCUCCAAUCUCAACAACAUACAGCGCACCUCCGCCGCCAUGGACGCGAACUUUGCUCGCAAAUAAUUCUAGCAAAAGUAUUUAAGUGUAAGUUUGUACUGUAUUCAACUUAUAGAUGCGAUUCAAGAUUUUUAAAUGUAAGCUUAAAUAUUUCU